Suillus plorans is the source of this 399-nucleotide messenger RNA. RefSeq lists its product as uncharacterized. NCBI's taxonomy places the organism in Eukaryota, Fungi, Basidiomycota, Agaricomycetes, Boletales, Suillaceae. The record is from RefSeq and is a predicted model, not a curated record. Gene Ontology annotation, molecular function: protein dimerization activity. Bases 1 to 399 code for a protein of 132 amino acids. The transcript has 2 exons.
AUGGACCUCUACCACGGUGCGCAAAGCUACCAACGUCCCGCCAAGCAAAACAAAAUUGCAUCGCAGAGGCAGUAUCGGGUCAAAGAGGGCGACGGGUUCGAAGAACUCAAAGACGCGAUUCGCUCAGUGACAGGGGAGACUCCCCAGACCAGGCACGAAACCUUGAAGAAAGCUGCAGAACUCCUGUGGGAUUUAUCAAGAGAACAUGGGGCAAUUUCUAGGCAUGAGCCGCUCCCGCCCUUGGAGUACUCGUCAGCAUCACCCUAUGAAGCUGACCAGGGAUCUCGUACGGCUUAUGGUACGCGUUUUCAGCUCGUCGAUGACUGGACCUUAGAAAUCCCUAGAACCUCCCAACGAGACGUGGAAAAACGCUAUUGCAUCAAGGACAAUGAACAGUAG